Messenger RNA from Coffea eugenioides, 3244 nucleotides. RefSeq names its product putative disease resistance protein RGA3. The transcript is spliced from 3 exons. The record is from RefSeq and is a predicted model, not a curated record. Bases 1087 to 2427 code for a protein of 446 amino acids. Lineage: Eukaryota; Viridiplantae; Streptophyta; Magnoliopsida; Gentianales; Rubiaceae.
CUAUCAUGAAGGAGAGUCACACAAACGAAUAUCAAAGCGAGAUUGAUCAAAUACUUAAGGUGAGUUUUGAUCAUUUGUCACCUGCAUCAGUUAAAAAAUGUUUUGCAUAUUGUUCAAUUUUCCCCAAGGAUACAGAUUUGAAACAAGAUCUAUUAAUUGAGCUUUGGAUGGCGGAAGGUUUUGUUCAACCAGAUCACCAAAACCAAAGAUUGAUGGAGGAAAUAGGGGCUGAUUAUUUGAGGAUUUUGUUACAAAAUUCCUUAUUGGAAAAAGUAGAAGAGUCGUGGAGAACAUAUUAUAAAAUGCAUGAUCUCGUGCAUGAUUUUGCAAAAUCAGUUCUCAAUCCUCAAAGCAGCAACCAAGAUCGCUACCUUGUAUUAAACUCAUAUGAAGAAAUGGCAGAAAAUGUCAGAAGGAAUAAAUCAGCAUCACUUCGUACAUUAUUUCUCCAUCUAGAGAGUCGCAUAUCUGCCGACAUGUUAUCAAGAUUCAAGCACUUGCAUGUUCUAAAAUUGUCAGGGGAACAUGUCACGUUUUUGCCAAGCUCCAUUGGCGAACUACUGCACUUACGGUUGCUUAAUAUUUCAUAUUCUGAAAUCACCAGUUUGCCGGAAUCUCUUUGCAAGCUAUAUAAUUUGCAGACACUAACGAUGAGCGAUGAUGCACUUGAAGGAGGUUUUCCAAACCAAAUGAGCAAUUUGAUCAGCUUGCGUCAUCUAAACUACAACCAUGAUGAUGCAGAAUUUAAAAUGCCGAUGCAUAUGGGACGAUUGGCUUGUCUUCAAACUCUCAUGUUUUUUAAUGUAAGUCAAGAGAGGGGUUGUGGUAUCGAAGAGCUUGGGACCUUGAAAUAUCUUAAAGGGUCAUUGGAGAUCAGAAAUCUUGGACUAGUAGAGGGCAAAGAAGCAGCUAAACAAGCAAAAUUGUUUGAAAAGCCGAGUCUGUCUCACUUACGGUUGGACUUUGAAUGGAAGAGUGGGAUCGGAAAAGCGAUAACUGUGAUGAGGAUGUGUUGGAAGGUCUCCAACCGCACCAAAAUUUGCAAGAGUUGGAAAUUCGAUAUUUUAUGGGUAAUAAAUUUUCACAAUGGUUUGUGAAUUUGUCAAAUUGGUGGAGUUGCAAAUAGAAGAUUGCGAAAGAUGCAGUGAACUCCCUACGGUAGGACAACUACCAUCCCUCAAACGUCUCUAUUUGAAAAGACUGGACAACAUUCGAUCUGUUGGAGAUGAAUUCUAUGGUAUUACUGCUAAUGAGGAGGAGGGGGAGGGCAGAUCACAAGCAUCAGGGAGCAGCACUAGAAGACGAAAAUUCUUUCCGGCCCUUGAAGAACUCUAUGUAGAAUAUAUGGAGAAUUUGGUAGAGUGGAAGGAAGCAGACCAAAUGAGGUCAAUAACAGGUGAAGCAGAAGCAGAUGUCUUUCCCAUGCUGAGAGAUUUGAGCAUCUCACAUUGCCCAAGAUUAAUUAGUUUGGGAGUAAAUGGACAGAAAUGCCCCCUAUCCCAUCUUGAGCGAUUGAGGCUUUGUGGUUGCGAUGGGUUGACCACCAUACCCAACAAAAUGUUCGAGUCAUGCCUGUCUCUGCAGUCCCUACGGGUGGUGAGGUGCCCCAAUCUGGUGUCGUUGUCGCAUAAUUUGCAGGAGACGCCUUCUCUCAAGGAUUUAGCCAUAGUCGGAUGUCCCAAAUUGAUCCUUCAUAGGUUAAAUGGAUCUUCUUUUGCCACCAACUUAAGAGAAUUGUGGAUCGCUUCCUUCUCCUCAAAUGACUUCUCAAUGGAUGAUUUUGAUUGGUCUGGCUUAAUAUCUGCAUUAACACUCCGUGAGCUUGAAUUACGAGGCUUGCCUCACUCGGACUCCCUGCCACACCAGCUUCAAUACUUGACUACCCUCACUUCACUAAGUCUGGACAACUUUGGAGGAAUAGAAGUGCUACCGGAUUGGAUUGGAAACCUUGUGUCUCUUGAAACCCUAUGGCUAUGGUCUUGCCAAAAGCUUCAAUCUUUACCAUCCGAGGCCACCAUGAGACGCCUCACCAAGUUAACUCGUGUUGAAGUUUAUGAGUGUCCUCUACUAAGACAACGGUACACUCCCCAAAGAGGCAUCUACUUAAAGGAGGAGAUUUCAAGUGAUGAGAUUUCAAGUGAUCCUACAAGCAGUGACAGCGAACAAGAAGGCAAUGAUGGUGCUCAAACAUCAUGUUCAUGUUGUUUCCCAUCGUUGUUGAAGAAGGAGAGCUCAGGAGGUAUGAUGGUGCUCAAACAUCAGCUUCUCUCCUCAAGAACUCUUUUUACCUCCGCCCAAUUUAUUAAAAAUACAAGGGAAUUGGUGCAAGUUUUUAUCAAAGUAUGCUUGUGUCAUGCAAUUGGCCAGAAAACAGGGUGUUUUUCUGCACUUUCAUGUGUUUUUGAAUGUUUCUCCUAUGCUAUAUAGCUUAGUUUUUGCUCUUUAAGAUUUUACAUUUACUCGGAGCUCAUGUCAUUUGAUUGUGAAAGAAGCUGGUUUUUUUGCAUUAUCUUGCACUGGUUACUAGACCAUACCGUUUCUUUGCAUUCCUUGGCUGUCAUAACUGAAUUCAUACUCAAAUGUAACAUUGCGAUGGUGCUUUCCAGAGUCUUAGAAAGCAGACCUCAUGUUGUUGGACAAGAUUGCCAGGGGCCAGAAGUUAUUUUCACUGACUAGACAGGUUUGAAGAUGAAGGCGGUUAUCAAUGAUGUUAAUUUAGCUCAUUAGAUAGCAUCAGCUUUGAUGGAGGCUUCACCAAUAGGUGGUUCUCCCCACGUUUCCCAAACAUAAAGUUUUUCGUUAUCUGCUGGUCAGAAUGCAGAAAGGAAGGCAAACUGGACUGAUGGACUUGUUGGUAAAAGAGUUGGAUGUUUGUGACAGUAGAGACAAUAAAUUGGAUAAACAAUCAAUUUGGAGCAAUAAGAAACGUCGAUGCAAGAAGUCUUGAAUUGCACAAAGGUCCAAAGAAGAGGAAGCAAAACGUUCUUUUCAGUAGAUGUGUGCAUAUUUAACACUUUUAUGAAGAUUUUGUGAAGAAUUAACACUUUUAAGAUGGCAUUUCAUACUUUUGGUGUAUCAGAAUGUGACAAGUCCUGAUAGUACCUUUUCUUCAUCUUUUGCGGGGAGUAAAAAUAUGUCUAGAGACCAUAUUUGUAAGAUUUCCUACCCAUUUUUAGUUAGACAUUUGAUAGAGAGAACUUAGAACUCUUGUUACUUUUCCUCUUCAAGUAAUCAUUUUUUGUUA